Messenger RNA from Paramisgurnus dabryanus, 905 nucleotides. The record is from RefSeq and is a predicted model, not a curated record. NCBI's taxonomy places the organism in Eukaryota, Metazoa, Chordata, Actinopteri, Cypriniformes, Cobitidae.
AUUUUUAGUCUGAAAAAAAUCCACCGAUGACGCAAAAAUCGUCAUUUUGCGUCAUCGGCGGAUUUGUCGGCCAGAGGCUUAAGACUACAGCCAGAAUAGCAGCUAGUUCUGCAUGUUUUAACCACGCCCAUAUGGGGUGGGAUCUCACUCACAGAAUGUAAAGAUAGUGUCAGCCAUCUUUAGAAGCUAAGCUAACAUGCUAUUGCUCCGUGGAGAAAGUUUUGAUAACAAUGGCGGAAGGUUUUGAGGUCGAAGUUGCAGAAGUGGAUUUUGAAGAACUGUUGAGAGAGUCGGAUGUUCGCGGCUACCUGUACGAGCCGCAAUACAGCAACGAACAGUUGCGGAUGAUGGAGGAACAAGAGGCGGUCGAGGCAGCUGCUGCACCCGAUGAGCAAGACCUGCUUGGCGGUCAGGAGGAAGAGCCCGAGCAGGCUCGAGUUGGGUCGGACUGGUGGUGUCAGUGCACUUGCUGUGCGCCUAUGGAAACUGAAAAAGAGUCUUUAUGCUGUUACGAAUUCCACCGAUGCCAAUUUCUUUUGGAAGAGAUGGCGGAUUCAGCUCAUCAAACGGCACCGCUAGCAUGCGUAACCCAGCACCCCAGUUUCGAACCACACAUGGACAUGGGGGUCCUGGAAACCUAUUUCAGGACCCCGAAGAUAAACUGGAAACGCCAACCAAAGCCCGCAGGGAGAAACGGACGUCUUAGUGUAAAACAAUAUCGUCUAACAGCAUACAGACACUUUAUGGAAUGGGUCCUGCAAGGCGAGAGACUGGGGAAAGGCUAUCGUCUUGUUUUGCCUACGUGUGUGGUUCAAUACAUCAGACGCAGAUUUCCAGCUCCUGAUGGGCAAUAUUGUGGAUAUAAAGAGACUGCUGAAGCUCUUGAACAGCUACGAUAUGUGUGA